Oncorhynchus masou masou (cherry salmon) is the source of this 1791-nucleotide messenger RNA. Its product is annotated as syntaxin-binding protein 5-like. The transcript is spliced from 13 exons. Gene Ontology annotation, cellular component: SNARE complex; cytoplasm; plasma membrane. The coding region runs from base 388 to 1791 and encodes 467 amino acids. Gene Ontology annotation, biological process: regulation of exocytosis; regulation of protein secretion. The record is from RefSeq and is a predicted model, not a curated record. NCBI's taxonomy places the organism in Eukaryota, Metazoa, Chordata, Actinopteri, Salmoniformes, Salmonidae. Gene Ontology annotation, molecular function: myosin II binding; syntaxin binding; GTPase activator activity.
UCCGGUUGCUGAAAUGCGCAGAAGCACCGCUGCAGCUGCGUUCCGCGUUGACUGAGCAGAGAGGGGAGGGAAGGGGAGAAAAAACGGAGAGAGCGAGCGAGCAGCGUAGACGCAGUGGGACACGGAGUCAGAGAAGACUACACCGACGCACAUAGCCACACAACAAAUAAAUAGAGAAUCGACUCGAAAUUGCGCGUCAACGAGCCCGACCCGAGCGGUGUGCGGCCGAAACCCUUUUCACCAUGGAGACUGCGGUAAAAACAAAAUCUAAAAUGUGAGAUUUACGAAGGCAAUCAGAAGAGAGCGAGAGAGUGGCUUUACCCCCUUAUCUUGCGCUGGUGAUUUCAAUUCUGUGCUCCGUCGUCGUCGCAGUGUUUCUGGGGUAAAAUGAAGAAGUUUAACAUCAGGAAGGUACUGGACGGCCUAAAGGAGCAAGCGUCUUCCUCGGCUUCGUCUGGCCAGUCGGGCACCCAGGAGAACAAUUUGAUGCAGGAGACCCUUCAGUCCGAGAAUUUUCAACUCUGCAAGACUGUCCGUCAUGGCUUCCCCUAUCAGCCGUCGUCCAUGGCCCAUGACCCAGUCCAGAAGAUCCUGGCCAUUGGGACCCAGAGUGGGGCCCUCAGACUGUUUGGUCGUCCAGGUGUAGAGUGCUACUGUCAACAUGAGAGUGGAGCCGCUGUCAUCUCGCUACAGUUUCUCAUCAAUGAGGGGGCGCUGGUGAGUGCUCUGGCAGAUGACAGCGUGCACCUUUGGAACCUGAGGCAGAAGAGGCCCGCCAUCCUCCACUCACUCAAGUUCAACAGAGAGAGGAUCACGUUCGUCCACCUGCCCUUCCAAAGUAAAUGGCUGUACAUCGGCACAGAGAAAGGCAAUAUCCACAUCGUCAACGUGGAGUCCUUCACACUCUCAGGCUACGUCAUCAUGUGGAACAAAGCCAUCGAACUAUCCUCCAAGGCCCACCCAGGUCCUGUGGUCCACAUAAGUGACAACCCCAUGGAUGAGGGAAAGCUUAUAAUUGGAUAUGAGUCUGGGAUCGUGGUCUUGUGGGAUCUGAAAUCAAAGAAGGCAGACUACCGGUACACUUAUGACGAGGCGAUCCACUCGGUUGCCUGGCACCAUGAGGGCAAGCAGUUCAUCUGUAGUCACUCAGACGGAACGCUCACCAUAUGGAACAUUAAGGGCCAGGGCAAGCCAUUUCAGACGAUCACCCCACACGGAAAACAGCCCAAGGAUGGAAAGAAGCCAGAGCCUUGCAAACCCAUCCUCAAAGUGGAGUACAAGACCACUAGACUGGGAGACCCAUUUAUGAUCCUGUCCGGAGGGCUGUCUUAUGACACGGUGGGUCGGCGGCCAUGUCUGACGGUGAUGCAUGGGAAGAGUACAGCCGUGCUGGAAAUGGAUUACCCCAUCGUAGACUUCCUCACGCUCUGUGAGACGCCAUACCCUAACGAUUUUCAGGAACCUUAUGCUGUUGUGGUCCUCCUAGAAAAGGAUUUAGUGGUGAUUGACCUUGCACAGAAUGGUUACCCCAUAUUCGAGAACCCCUAUCCACUGACCAUCCACGAGUCUCCUGUGACCUGCUGUGAGUACUAUGCUGACUGCCCUGUGGACCUCAUACCCGCACUUUACUCUGUUGGCUCCAGACAGAAGCGACAGGGCUACAGCAAAAAGCAGCUAUGUCUAAAAGUGGGAGCCUCAGACAGUUUCAUGAAGUUUGAGCCUAAAAAUCAGGACAGUCUCGUCAAGGUCAAGUCCCAGAGCCCAUACAUGUCCUUCAUUGGUCCACUCUGA